Procambarus clarkii (red swamp crayfish) is the source of this 4191-nucleotide messenger RNA. RefSeq names its product protein wntless. NCBI's taxonomy places the organism in Eukaryota, Metazoa, Arthropoda, Malacostraca, Decapoda, Cambaridae. Gene Ontology annotation, cellular component: endomembrane system; organelle membrane. The record is from RefSeq and is a predicted model, not a curated record. Gene Ontology annotation, biological process: Wnt protein secretion; intracellular protein transport; Wnt signaling pathway. Gene Ontology annotation, molecular function: Wnt-protein binding.
GUUGUGUAUGUAAUCUUUUGUUCAUUGUCUAUAACAUCCACCAUCAUCCCACACAAACAAUUAGAAAAAAAAGAACUAGGCAUAGACAUAACUCCUCCACUAACACCAGAAGCUCAGGUAAACAGAGUAGCAUCAGCAGAAUAUGUUUAGAUAGCAAACAUAGGAACAUCAUUUAAUGAUCUAAGUAAAGACAGUUUCAAGUUUGUACAUACUGCCUAUGUAAGGUCAUUUACUUGAGAAUACAGCACCAACAUGGGACCUGCACCUUGUGAAGUACAAAAAGAAACUUGAGAAGGGUCAGAGGUUUGCAGUUACUAAUAGCACCCUCACCGUGGACGCACACAACAGUGAAGGGGACCAAGUGCAUGGCCCAGCACAGCUCGCAGCAUGAAUGGUUUUGGCCCUCUGGAGACCACAAGUGCCAGAGUGCUCCUGCUGGAAGUUCUCUUGAGAGCAGUCACCAUAACAUCUCUAUCCGUCACAUCAUCUUUGCUUUCCAGUUCCCUCCUACAAAACAUGGAGCAUCCAGGUGGCAGCAGCGGCUAGCAGGGCUGUUGCGCCUUCGUCUGCUACAUGAAGGAGAGAGGCAACUAGCUGCUGGCACAAAGUUGAGUUUGAUCACUCGUUUAGGCUAUACUGAUGGUGAUGACCCCCACCCCAAGCUGAUGGCGGCAAGAAUGCAAGAUCGACAAAUAUCAUGUCAUUUACGAAAAAAGCACAAGUUUGGUGGUUCAACAUAUGAUUGCUCCCCUAUGCCUUUGGUUGUUCUGUACAGCCUUUACCAUGACCACUACAUCAUCAAUAUUAAAGUUCCUAUCAUGGAGGGACCUGCCUCAAAAGAUUUCAUGAUUAACCAAGAAUUUGAUCAUAUUGAAGACUUAUAUGUCUCGUUUAUCAGCCAGGAUGGACAUUACACGAAGGUACUUGUGGCACUUCAAACAGUGUUCUUUCCAGCAGUAGUGACAUUGCUGGCUUGGUAUAUCCGUCUUCUCUGGCAACUAUGCUGGUCCUUCACGUACUUUCAGAUUAUGCUUCUAUUUCUGGCUGUGGCUCUUCUGCUCAUAAACUGUCCCUGGACGUAUAUUACGUUGCUGGCCAACUGCCCAUGGGUCAUCAUACUGCAAGACCUUAGUCUUGGCUUCUUCUAUGGCACCUUUAUGACAUUCCUCCACUUUUUAACUUACUUAUAUUUAGAGCCUGUUAAACGCUGCCCAAAAGUUAGGACAGCAAUGGUGCAAGUAAUCAGUGGCUACACGGCAACAAUUUUCCUUAUUGAUGUCAUGGAACAUGCCAUCCUUCUACACAACCCCCUGCCUUACGUUUGGGAGUCCCUUCAUCUUGGAUUGGCCACUAUCACAGUAUUGCUAGUGGUUGCGUACCUCACUUACAUUACCUUCAGAGUCUAUUCGGCAGUAAUUGUUGUGCAGAAAAGAGGUCAAGAAGAGUGCAAGGGGAUGGACACAGACCCAUUUGGUAAGACAUGUGAAUUCUCCAGAGCAUCAGUAGGUCCAUGGUGGAGAGAGGCUUUCAUGCUGGUGGUGUCUUGGCUCUGUGUUCUCCUCACAGCUGUAGAGUUUGUCAUUAAAAGGUUACAUGAUGGAAUGUGGAUCUGGGAAGAUAUUUUUGGCAAUCUUGAAAUAGAGAACACAAGUGGUCUUCUGUUGGGAAUUUACAGUAUGUGGAAUGUGUUCACAUUUGUGGUUUUAAUAGUGUACCCUCCAGUACUGCCGCCCGUCACACCACAAGUUAAUUUAGAAGUCACUGCUGAGAGACCACCCGAGCAACCAACCCAGCUGCGGCUUAGACCUCCGUUGCGCAGACAGGAUGCAAUCGACAUCGUUAGCGAGGACUCCUUAGAUGUGGAUGCUGAACAUGGUGUAAGUGGGGAUGCAACACCUGGUGAUGCUGUUGUAACACUUGAUGUUUUAAGUGGUAAUGGCAUCAUAAGUAGUGAUGAUGCAGUUAGUGUGUAUUUAAUAAGUGCAGAUAGUGUCAUCAGUGGUGAUGCUUUUGUAAAUGGUGAUAUUGUAGUAAAUCAUGCUGCCGGCAGCAAUGGUGCUACCGCUGCUUCUGCUGUGCUCAGCAGCAGUGCUGCCACAAACAAAGAUGUUGCUGGCACCAAUAAUGCUGCUAUAAACUGUGAUGUUGCCAUCGUACGCAAUGCUGCUGUAGCGAGUAAUGACAACAUUGAUGUUGCUGCUGUAAAUAGUGAUGUUGCUAUGAGUUAUGAUGCUUCCGUAAGUGAUGUUGCCAGAGACACUGAAACUUCUGGAUGUGGUGAUACUCUGACAUUUAGUGGUUCUCUUGUGCUUGGCGAAGCAGCCUUAAGUAUUGAUGAUGCCUUAAGUGGUAUUGCAAUGAUUGAUGAUGAUACUGUAAGUUAUGAUGGUGCCACAAAUAGUAAUGUUUCUCUAAAUGUUAAUACAGCCAUAAAUAGUGACAGUUCUGGGUGUCCUGAUCCUAAUGUGAGAAGUGAUCCUGUGUGACAAUCAUUUAAGAUAACGCUUUACAAAAUGCAUUAGGAGAGUGGAUGUCUGAAUGCAUAUACAUACUAGAGGCAUUUAACAUUUCUAACUAAUCCAGUUCUAGUUAUAUGAAUUGGACAACAUGACAUCUUAAUUUUAGCAGGAAUAUCCAGUCAUUUAUUCUAAACUUGCCUAUGCGAUAAGAGCAUGGCAGUGAGUUGAUAUAACAUGUAUGUCAUUACAUUGAGACGAGGUAAGUAGACGAUGACCUGCGUGUAGUUGACAUGAGGGUUCUGCCCACACCUCUGUGAUUACUGGAUGCUUAUAUGAGAGAGAAGAACUUAAAAUAAUAAGCAUAAGUAAAAUCACAUGGUGCGGUCUUUUCCUCUUCUUCCAUUAAACAAAGGUUUUGAAAAUGACAUUAAUCUACAGCAAAAAUGCUUCUGAAACAAAUUAAGUCAAUUUUGAUUGACUUAAUAGGUACCUAAUUCUGGGCCACUGAGAUCGGUAAUGAUUAAAAUUGAACAUUGAUAAGCUUUAGUUUUUCAUCCAAGAUGAGUCUUAAAGCUGUUUUGCUGCAUAAUGGAAGUGUUUUGCCACCAAUUCCAUUGGGUUAUGCAUCCCAUAUAAAGGAAAUUUAUGACAACAUGAAGUGGCUCUUGAGGUGCAUAAACAAUGACACACAGGCAGGAGUGGCAGCUCUAUUGCAACUUGAAGGUUGUUGCUCUUGUGAUGGGUCUGUAGGGUGGAUACACAAAGUACUGCUGUUUUCUUUGUGAGUGAAAUAGUGGUGCAAGAGUUUCCCACUAUAUCAUGAGAGACUGACCACUCCGUCUGUCACUGGAGCCUGGGAGAAAAAUAUUCAGCAUCCACCACUUGCUGAAUCAAGUAAGAUUUGGUUAUAACCCUUAAACAUGAAAAUAGUUAAUCAGCAAAUUUAAUUAUUCUAUUUUAAUUCAGUACAUCAAAAUGCAUAAUAAACAGCUCUUUUUGUCUUGGAAGCAGGCAACUUUUUAAAAAUUGUUGACCAGUGUUACAGAACAAUAAUUAACCUGAGAGAUUUACUGUAAUUUUAACUUAUUAAGGCAUGUGAUUUUCAGAUUUAUGUUUACCUAAAACUUUUCAAAGUAUGUGUGCUUGUACUUGGCAAGUGUAUCCAUGUGAAGCAUGUGCUUGGCAUGCACGCCUGGUACCACUUAGUACGGGGCAGAACCUAAGUCUUUGUGAUCAUAUCAGAUUGCAUAGUAACACCACUUUGUACAUAAAUGUCUCUAUAUACACAAUUACUGUUUAUUUCAUUACUUCAUAAUAUUGAGGCAUUGUUUAUUGUCUAAUUGAGGGACUGUUUAUUUAAUUAAACAUUUCACACUACAGUAUGUAUAUGUCAUCACCCCAUGCUAAUUUCAUUGUAAUGCUAUCACCAUGGUUCCACAUUAUUUAUGAAAGGAAUAAUAAUACAUGUCUGACUUACCCAGUGUGGCAGCUGAUUACCAUGAAGAUAUCUACAUCUUUGCAUUAUGUACACUUUCAGGUGCUGUAUUUAAAGCAGAGUUGUGUGUGGAGUCUUUCACAGGCACUUUCUUGUUACCAUUCACUUUGUACGGAAAGACUUCGAGACAUUACUACAUGUACUUGUUGAACAAGUUUGUGUUUUUUAUUGCCAUAUAUGUGGUAGGCAUUCUUACAUAAACAAAAAUUUAUACAAAUAAUGCAUUAUGAAAGUAAU